This is a messenger RNA of Lolium rigidum, 1551 nucleotides long. Its product is annotated as aluminum-activated malate transporter 1-like. Bases 103 to 1500 code for a protein of 465 amino acids. The transcript is spliced from 6 exons. Lineage: Eukaryota; Viridiplantae; Streptophyta; Magnoliopsida; Poales; Poaceae. The record is from RefSeq and is a predicted model, not a curated record. Gene Ontology annotation, cellular component: plant-type vacuole membrane. Gene Ontology annotation, biological process: malate transport.
CGUACUAGGCUACAAACCUGGCGCUACUACUUAAUUGGCACCAUCGAUCCUACCUGAGCAGAGCCAGGACAUUCUAGCCACCCACCACUGGUUAGUUCUGCCAUGGAUCUUGACCACAACAGAGAGAGCACUGGCGACGAGAUGGUUGGCGUCAUCGCGAGCUGCGGUCUGCUGUUCCACUCGCUCCUCGCCAGGCUCGGGCGUGGCGCCGCCGGGUUCGCCGGGAAGGUGCGCGAGAUCGCCAGGGAGGACCCGCGGCGAGUGACGCACUCGCUCAAGGUCGGCCUGGCGCUCGCGCUGGUGUCCGUCGUCUACUUCGUCACGCCGCUCUUCAACGGACUAGGGGAAUCCACCAUGUGGGCCGUGCUCACCGUCGUCGUCGUCAUGGAGUACACCGUCGGAGCCACGCUGAGCAAAGGUUUGAACAGAGGUUUCGCCACCCUGGUAGCCGCCUGCAUCGCCGUCGGAGCUCAUCAGCUAGCCGAAUUAGCUGAACGCUUUGGUGUACAGGGGGAACCCAUAUCGCUCACAGUGUUCGUCUUCAUCAUAGCAUCGGCGGCGACGUUCUUGCGAUUCAUCCCAGAGAUCAAGGCCAAGUACGACUAUGGCGUGACCAUCUUCAUACUCACCUUCAGCCUGGUGGCUGUGUCAAGCUACCGCGUCGAGGAGCUCAUCCAACUCGCGCAUGAUCGCUUCUAUACAAUCAUCGUCGGCGUCGUCAUCUGCCUCCUUACCACCGUCUUCGUCUUCCCCGUCUGGGCCGGCGAGGGCGUCCACAAGCUAGCCGUCGGCAACCUCGACAAACUGGCUCAGUUCUUCGAAGGAAUGGAAUCCGAAUGCUUUGGCAAAAGCACAGGCACAGAUAAUUUGGAAGGAAAAGAUUUCCUUCAAGAAUACAAGAGUGUUCUUAAUUCGAAGGCCACCGAGGACUCUCUAUGCACCUUUGCGAAAUGGGAGCCUCGUCAUGGGAAAUUCAGAUUUCGACACCCAUGGAGCCAGUACCAGAAGCUCGGAACUCUGAGUCGGCAGUGCGCAUCUUCAAUGGAGGCUCUUGCUUCGUAUGUCAUCACGACCACAAAAACUCAGUACCCUGCAGCAGCCAGCCCAGAUCUCUCCUCCAAGGUUCGAAAAACAUGCGGCGAAAUGAGCUCGCAUUCCGCCAAGGCGCUCAGGCAGCUCGCGACGGCAACUGAAACCAUGACCGUGCCGCCUCCGGCGAACCUCGCCGUGUCCGCGGCCAUGAAAGCAGCGGAAGGCCUCAGACUCGAGCUUGCGGAGAACGCGGCUAUGCUGCAGGUGAUGCACGUUGCCGUCACCGCGUCGCUUCUCGCGGACUUGGUUGCUCAGGUGAAGGAAAUCGCGGACUGCGUGGAUGUCCUGGCAAGAGAAGCACACUUCAAGAACCCUAAGGACGAACGGAGAGACGUUGCCCACGUGGAUACCUUGAGUCGAGGGAGAAGCGGUCCUUUGCCGGACGUUGUUGUUCAGUGUCCAGAGUAAACCCGUGUCGAGAGCAUCGGUAAGGGAUGAUAUGGCUAUAUGGUGCAGAUC